CAAUCAAAACCUGAAGGAACUGUUUAGACAUAUGACAAGGAUUUGCAUGAUGCAUUUUUGUACUACGGUGAGGAAAGAAAAUCUAGGAUUUUGGUUUUCCUUCAUGUAUUUGGUGCAAAACUGACUGUAAACACCUCUUCAACCUCUCUGAGAGAUUACAUGUAAUGAGGUGUUUCUAGCAGGGCUGAACUGACAAAAACAGCCUGCUGAAGACUCAAGAAACUCCAGCUUACAGGAGCUCACUAAAACCACUGGAAUUUUACUCCGGAGUUAUUCUGCAUUAGCCAAAUUCAGGCGUUCACCUUGAAUGGGACAAUUUCACUCUUAAUGAACUCUUCUAAAUGCAUAAUCCGAGCUGAAGAACUGGAAUGGCCUGUAUCUGUGAAGGUCAAUAAAUCUGACAUUCACAGCACCGUCUUGGCAAGCCGGGCUGCGGAUGUAUUUUUCAAAUUACUUGUCUCGUGUAGAUGAGACUUAAGAAUUCAGCUCAUGGCAUUUGACUCAGCCUGACAUUUAAAGGCGAUGUAAAAUCUGGAAUAAUCAGGACUCUUAAUGAGCGCUGUGAAUAAUGUAGUUGGACCGUAUAGAUGGUGACAUUCAAGUGCAAAGUAGCGAGUCCCGCAGGGGCCCGGACGCUUGUCGGCGUGUUUAACGGAUGGGGCCUGGGCUUGCCGGAGGACACGAAAUACCCCAGACGCCAGAGUGUUCUAACUGAUGUGGUAAAACAGCAGAUUUUCCAGCAGACUUCCGAUCGGCCAGGUGAUGGAAUAGAUGAUGUCGGAAGUACAGGGCACUGUGGAGUUCUCGCUGGAGCUGCACAAGUUUCACAAUGUGGAUCUCUUCCAGAGAGGCUUCUAUCAGGUGAGGGCAGGCCUGCGUGUGUCUUCUCGGGUUCCCCACAGAAUCACUGCCACAACACCUGGAUACACAGGCGAGUGCAGUUUCAGCAGUGCAGGGGUUCAUGAUGGUGGUGUCUUCAGUCGGAUCUUUCAGAUCCUGUACAGGAAUGAGGAGGUGACCCUGGAGGACCGCAUGAACUUCAGAGUGCAGCUGCUGCUGGACGGGGAGAGGGUGGAGGAAGCUGUGAGCGAGGUGGACUUCCAGCUCAAACUAGAUCUGCACUUCACUGACAAUGAACAGCAGUUGGCGGAUAUCUCUUCAGUGCCUCUGAUUAGCAGCAGGACGUUGGGUUUGCACUUCCAUCCUCACCAAGGCCUACACCAUCACCUGCCCGUCAUGUUUGACUAUUUCCACCUGUCCGUCAUCUCCGCCUCAAUCCACGCCUCUCUGGUGGCACUGCACCAACCACUGAUCAGUUUCGCGCGCAGUGGUAAGGGGGCAUGGCUGGGUAAAGGCUCUCCAGAGAGUGAAGCUCCGCCCUCUGCGAUGUCAGUGGAGAAUCUGAUGUUUGGGGCGGGAUAUUGCAAACCUGUGCCAACAGAGGGCAGUUUUUACGUGCCGUCGGAGAACUGUCUGCAGAGAGCUUACACGUGGCACCGGCGCAUCUGUAAACUGUUGCUGGCGGCUCACAGAGCUCUGCGCUCCUAUUACACGGCGCUAAUGAAGGAGAUCCCUCAACUGCAACACAUAGAGAUGGAGGACCUUCCUCUUGAAGAAACAUUAAACCAGCUCACCAUUGAACUGCAGUUGCAGAGCGGUCAUGAGAAGGUAGCAGAACAGAUCAGUAAAGAACUGACGCAGCUCUGUGCUCAGCUGGCUGCUCUUUGGACACAGUUUUUGGAAGCCACGGUUCCUAAUCCACAUAUCCGCUCAUAUCUGGCCCAGGAGCACCACACACUCAGGGUCAGGAGAUUUUCUGAAGCAUAUUUCUUCACUGAACAUCCCAAAGAGUCCUCACUCACAUUUCAGGAGGAGCUUAUCAACAGACAAGCACAGGUGGCCACAGAGAUGCGCAACUCUGAUUACCUGCUCCGAAUGCCUCCACUUCCUGUGGAAUGCCUGGACAUCGACGGAGACUGGAGCAGCCUGCCAAUCAUCUUUGAGGACAGAUACGUGGACACGCCCUGUUUAGACUACAACCUCCAUGUGGAAAAUCAGACUGUUUUAAACUCUCAGCCAUGUCCUGAGCCAACGAGGAUGGAAGAUCAAACCAUCAUUCCGGUUGAGGGAACACAGGACACCAAUUCACCAGCAACACCCCCUGAUGAACCUCCCAGUGAAGAUUACAUGGACUUGCCCACAUACAUGGCCCUGAUUGGCCGGCAGGAGGACUGCAUCACUGACUAUAAAGAGACCAGAGCUCAAGCAGAGACUCUGAUUGGCCAUGUGGGAGAGAUUGAUAUUGAUAGAAGCGAAUGUAUCACGACCUCAGAUUCAAGAAUUGAUUCUGUUGAUAAGGCCAGAUGCCAGUAUGAAACUGAGGAAGGAUUCGAUGUUGAUUGUAGGUCUGUAGACAGCGAUGAAGCAAUAGAUACAGGUAACCUUGAGAAAACUAGUUGCCAAAAAGAAGCAGUUGACUUUGUUGAAUCUGAUCAUGCGGGUCUAAAACAAACAAAUGUUCCCAAAAGUACUGAUUUUAGUAGCGGACAGACUUUGCUGCUUGUUCCGACGGAUGCUGCAGAACUUCCCGACCUCACCAGCCUUGACAGCUUUGAGUUCUUGCCCACUCAUAACCAUGACAACCAUCUUGAAACACCAGGCAAUACAGGGAGUCUUGGCAACGACCAGCCACAGUCGGUAUUAGAUAACAGAUACACUGAAGCACCUGCAAAGGAUUAUGGGAGCAAGGAUACAUCACCAGCUAAUCUACUGAACACCAACUCAAUGGGAACCGACACUUUAGCCACGUCUCCUUCUCGUAAUGUUAUACAACAGAUCCAUCGCUUGUCCGAAACCCCGCCCAAGGGCAUAUUCUUGGGCGGGGCUAAACUAAUGACCCGCUCCUCCUCCGUUAUUUCGGAUUCUGGUAUUGAGAGCGAGCCAAGCUCUGUGGCCUGGACCCUGGAGGGUCGAGGAAUUGUCGGAGGGGGUCGUGACGUCUUGCAGAACUUGGCGCGUCGUCAGCCGGCGCAUCAGAGCUCUUUGGAGGGCCUACAGAUGGAAAGUCACGGCAGCCUGCCCAGUGCCACGCAGGCCUCUCUGACCUCCAUAAGCUCCCUGCCUUAUGAAGAGGAGGAGGAGAGGCAACUCAAUACUUUGACCAAAUCCGCCUCAGCGCCACAGAUCAGCAGUCCUGACGACACAGAGGAAGAUCAUGAAACACCCAAUCAGGAGAAGAGGAAUGUUUGUGUGGCCAAUCAGCUGAGUCUGAGUGAUGAAGCAGUCAAAGAAAUGAAGCAGAAACUUCAAGGAGUUACUAGAGAGGAUAGAGAGGAAACAACCAAUCAGGAGAAGAGGAAUGUUUGUGUGGCCAAUCAGCUGAGGCGGAGUGAGGAAGCAGCCAAAGAAAUGAAGCAGAAACUUCAAGGAGUUACUAGAGAGGACAGAGAGGAAACAACCAAUCAGGAGAAGAGGAAUGUUUGUGCAGCCAAUCAGCUAAGGCAGAGUGAGGAAGGAGCCAAUGAGGUGAAGCAGAAUCUUCAAAGCGUUACUAAGGAGGACAGAAACGAAACAACCAAUCACGAGAUCGACGUGGGUGAGUUGUCCAAUCAGGAAACAUCAGAUCUUGAAUUAGCUAAUCCAGUAAUGUUUCUAUACCAGCAAUGUGGGACGCACAAUGGUGUUGAAAACGCCACAGUGGAGGAACCGACUGAAAACUCAGAGGAAAGUAAAGCAAACAUAUUACUUGACGAGUAUUCUGCUCUAAAUGAUGACAACACAAAGAUCUGUAGCUGUGAAAAUAAAUAUUGCGAACACAAGGGGGUGCUAGAAUCAAACACAUAUCAAAAGGACCCCGAUGACAUCAGUGUCUGUCACAUUCAUUUGAAUGAAUUUGAAGAAGUAAGCAUGGAGAACCUUCCAGAUCCACCAAUCAAUGCCAAGAGCAGUUACAAAAUUGCUGCCAAUGAGAAAGAAAUGCCUGCUGAUAUCAUCAAGCUUCCAGCCAAUGAGAGAGAGCAGCAGGCGCUAGAGGGGCAGAGCAGAGCCAGUAAAGUGCCAAGUACAGGUCUGUCAUUUGUGAAUAAAAAGGUGGUGGAGGUAGUCAACCUGUCGGUGUCAUGCGCUCCCACAUGUCUGCCCUUCUCGUCUGUGCUACGUGAUUCGCCAUCGGUUAGCGGAAUCUCCACGCGCCAGGCCACUUCCCCAAUUACCCAUCAACCCCUAGGCUCAUUUGGAAUAAUUUCCUCCAACUCCUCCUUCGGCGCUGAUCAGGAAAUCAACGAGAGAAUGAUUAACUUCUAUAAGGCAAAGGAGGCCAUGCUGAGGGAGCUGGUGUUCAGAGGCACUCUCUACAGUGACCUGCCUUACCUCGCCUCCGAUCACCCAUACUUCCCUCCUGAGGAAGACGACACCGAGUUUGAGGAUGGGAUCCACCUCGUGGUGUGUGUCCAUGGACUUGAUGGUAACAGCGCAGAUCUGCGGUUGGUCAAGACGUUUAUAGAGCUCGGGCUGCCUGGAUCUAGACUGGACUUCCUCAUGUCAGAACGCAACCAGACGGACACCUUUGCAGAUUUUGACACCAUGACUGACAGACUUCUGGACGAGAUAAUUCAGCACAUCCAGCUGUAUAACCUCACCAUCCACCGAAUCAGUUUUAUCGGACACUCUUUGGGGAACGUCAUAAUUCGCUCUGUGCUGACCCGACCCAGAUUUCGCUGUUACCUCUGUAAACUCCACACCUUCCUGUCCCUGUCUGGACCCCACCUGGGAACACUGUACAGCAACAGCACGCUGGUCAGCACAGGUCUGUGGCUAAUGCAGAAACUGAAGAAGUCUGGUUCGCUACUGCAGCUUACGUUCAGGGACCACACCGACCCGCGACAGACCUUCCUCUACACACUCAGCAAGAAACCAGGUCUGCAGUUCUUCAGGAACGUGGUGUUGGUGGCCUCUCCACAGGACCGAUAUGUGCCCUUCCACUCGGCCCGCAUUGAGAUGUGUCGGACUGCGCUUAAAGACAGAACCACAGGUCCAGUAUAUACAGAGAUGAUCAAUAACUUACUCCAGCCGUUGCUAAGUGCUCCAAAUUGUCGUUUGAUCAGACAUAACGUGUUCCACGCGUUACCCAACACGGCCAACACGCUGAUCGGACGUGCGGCUCACAUCGCCGUACUCGACUCUGAACUCUUCCUGGAGAAGUUCCUUCUGGUGGCCGGGCUCAACUACUUCAAAUAGCCAUGCUUUCGAGGUGACAUCAUGCCUUGAGUUGGGUGGGAGAGCCAAUCAGAUUACACGUCACGUCAGCCAAUCACACUUCAUUUCAGAGUCUUAAUGAGCUCUGGAAUUUUUUUUUUCAGUCUUUGGAUGCAAAGAAAAAACAGAAAUUGAAGAUUCAGACGGUGAAUCUGAAUUCAUAUAUGUAAAGUCUGUACAGGAAGAACAUUGUAUACUAAGCAAAUAGAGGAAACUAACAGCUGGAGGCCUACACACACCUUAACGAAGCUUUAUGACGUAGUAACGUAACACUGAAUAAUCCUAACUGGAGAGUUAAUUAUGUGAAUGUAAAUUCGGUGUGUAGCUGGUCUUGUAACAACCGCCUUGGUUCUUCAUUCCCUCCAGUCACCGAACAUAUAUUUGCUGCGCCAUUCGUAACUUGAAGAGGUCAACAUCACUGGGCUUUAUACUUGAAGAGUAAAUUCAGUCAUUGGCGUUUGAGUUUUUCGUUACGAGAACGCCUCAGUGUUUUCAUGUCUCUUUUUAAAAGAAAUUAUUUUAUAGUUUGUGUGUUUCGACUGUGUUAUGUUGUGAAGCGCGAGUCUCACUGUGAAAUAAGCCAAAUCCAUUGGGUUUUAUGUGUUGUGAUGGAAUACAUUCUGUCGGUUUCCCCUGUAACCGUGUUCAUUGGGUGCGCAGAGAACAUGUUCUGAAUGUGUUUACCAUUCCAGCCUUAACUAUCAAAAAAGUGAGCAUUUCUAAGCAUCUUCGAUCUAUCAUUUCAAUGUUACGUUCAUUCAUUUUAAAUGGUUAGUUCACUAAAAUGAACAUCUGGUCAUCAUUUACUCACCCAUCAUGUCGCUCCAAACCCGUGUUCUUCUUUCUUUCAUGGAACACAAAGGAGUGUAGCUCCAAAGGUGACAAUAAAGUGGGAAGUCGUGGCCUAAUGGUUAGA
This is a messenger RNA of Sinocyclocheilus rhinocerous, 6169 nucleotides long. Its product is annotated as protein FAM135B-like. Gene Ontology annotation, biological process: lipid metabolic process. The coding region runs from base 772 to 5235 and encodes 1487 amino acids. Lineage: Eukaryota; Metazoa; Chordata; Actinopteri; Cypriniformes; Cyprinidae. The record is from RefSeq and is a predicted model, not a curated record. The transcript is spliced from 20 exons.